CAGGUGAUACAGCCUCAUGUCAACUAGAGCAUGAGACAAACGUGUUUCACUCGACUCUGGACAGUCCGCGUUUAUACAGUGGAGUGGAGUAAGGCUAUGGAAAUCUGAGAUUAUUUAUUUUUUUAAAUGGUGGAGAUGUCUACUUUCUAUGGAGUGUUGAAGAGUUUCAGCUCAGUUUUUGCUUUUAUUUUUCCUCUAGUCAUCAUUUAAAUAACCUGUUUUGUAGCACUCGAGCCUUUUAUCUAUAUCGUUUAAAAUGGCUUUCGCAAAAUUCAGCAAGAUCCUUCGACUUCCUACUAUUGACAUGAAGAAGAGAGUCAAACAAUAUGAGCACGUUCACCGGGAUGUUAAUCCAGACGACCUGUGGGAAAUUAUCGGGGAACUGGGUGAUGGUGCUUUCGGGAAAGUUUAUAAGGCUCAGAAUAAAGAAACAGGCGUGCUGGCCGCUGCCAAAGUGAUCGAAACCAAAAGCGAGGAAGAGCUGGAAGACUACGUAGUGGAAAUCGACAUCUUGGCAUCCUGCAACCAUCAGUACAUCGUCAAACUGCUUGAUGCCUUCUACUACGACAACAAGCUAUCGAUCAUGAUCGAGUUCUGCCCUGGAGGUGCGGUCGAUGCCAUUAUGUUAGAGUUGGACAGGGGUCUUGAGGAACCUCAGAUUCAGGUGGUCUGUAAACAGAUGUUGGAGGCUCUUCAGUACCUCCACAGCAUGAAGAUCAUUCACAGAGACCUGAAGGCCGGAAACAUCCUCCUCAUGCUGGACGGAGACAUCAAACUAGCUGAUUUUGGCGUUUCUGCAAAAAACACAAAAACUCUUCAAAGACGAGACUCUUUUAUUGGAACGCCAUAUUGGAUGGCUCCUGAGGUUGUGAUGUGUGAAACCAUGAAAGACGCUCCAUAUGACUACAAAGCAGACAUCUGGUCUCUGGGAAUAACACUGAUAGAGCUGGCUCAGAUCGAGCCGCCCCACCAUGAGCUAAACCCCAUGAGGGUCCUGCUUAAAAUUGCCAAGUCUGAGCCGCCCACCCUGGAGCAGCCCACCAAGUGGUCAAAGGAAUUUAAGGAUUUCCUGGAAAAGGCUUUGGAUAAAAACCCAGAGACGAGGCCGACUGCUGCUCAGCUUCUUGAACACCCUUUCAUGAGCUCUGUGAAGACAAACCGGCCGCUGAGAGAGCUGGUGGCUGAAGCUAAAGCUGAAGUGAUGGAGGAGAUCGAGGACAAUCAUGAAGAAGCAGAUGAUGAUGAUGAGCCAGCUGAUCCCUCACCUGCACAGGCCCCAGGCAAAGACCCGUCUGAACCCAGUGAGACCAGUUUAGAAGGGGACCAUCUGCAUGACACACACCUCAACAAAACUUUAAUCGAGGUUGAGGAGGAGCCCAGGAACCCAGUGAUUGCUGAGACCCCUGUCAAAGAGCAGGACAGCCUCAGUGACAAGUUACCUGAAGAUCACGACAAACCAGUGAGCGAGACAUCAGGCAAGACCUCCAGCUCUGACUCCGGGAUCGAGGAUGGGAAGAGCACACCCACCUCAGAGGAGGACUCCAAAGCAAUCGAGAGCUCAGUCCCGGAGUUAACUUUACCACUGAGAACAGCAGAACCUUCAGAGCCAUCGGAGUCUUCUUCAGAUACUAUGGCGCAUCCAUCGGUGAAGUCAGAGAAGCCUGAGGAACCGGAGACAGAAGCGCGCCAUAAAGGAGCUCCAGACUCGCCUUUGUCCACCAAACAACCAUACGAUGUGCUCAAGAGAACCGCAUCCAAGGAGCGGCAAAACCGUUUGUCUGGAGUGAGCGACAGGUCAUCUACGGUUGGGGAGGAUGUGGAGAGUUUGGUUCCUUACUCAAACGGCAGGUUAUCAAAGCGAUACUCGGACGAGGACAGCGAAAACAUGGACAUGAGCCCGAAUAUGUCUGGAGACAUGUCGGUCAACAAGGACACGGGCACCAUCUCUGUCAGGGACUCCAAGAAGACGCUCAAACGCACCCGUAAAUUCUGGGUUGACGAUACAGAGGUGUGCGUCACCACCACCAAAAUCAUCAGUGAUGAUGAGACGAAAGACGAGGCGAUGAGGUUCCUCAGGCGUCAGGAGCUGCGAGAGCUGCGUCUGUUACAGAAAGAGCAGCAUCGUGCUCAGGCCGUUCUCAACUUCAAACUCAAAGACCAGCGAGAGCAGAUGCAGCGCAGAUUUGACCAGGAGAUGAAUGCCAAGAAGAAAUACUACGACACAGAACUGGAGAUGCUGGAGAAACAGCAGAAACUGACCAUAGAGAAGAUGGAGACGGAUCACACCGUACGACUGCGAGACGAGACCAAACGCAUCCGCGCCGAACAGGACAAAGCCUACCACAAGUUCCUGGACCAGAUGAAACACAAGAAGAAAGAGGUAAAACAAGAGGUGGAGAAACUACCCAGGGGUCAGAGGAAAGACAGUCUGAAGGUCAAAAUCAACAACUUUCAACAGAUGAAAGUAACUGAGGAAGAGAAGUUUCUUGCAGAUCAGAAGGAAUAUCUGGAGUCAACGCUGAAGAGGAUUAUUGCUGAAAACAAGCGUGAGAUCUCGGAGACGGAGCGGCAGUGCCUCGACAAAAAACAGCAUCUCAUUAGAGAGCAUGAGGCCACUAUCUGGGACCUGGAAGAGAAGAACCUUCAUGAGAGACACCAGCUGUUCAAACAGCAGCUGAAGGACCAGUACUUCCUGCAGAGACACCAGCUCCUCAAGAAACACGAGAAGGAACAAGAGCAGAUGCAGUGUUACAACCAGCGCAUGAUCGAGAUCCUCAAGGCUCGGCAGCAACAGGAGAAGAACAGACUGCCCAAGAUCCAGCGCAACGAGGGCAAAACACGCAUGAUGAUGUUCAAGAAGAGCCUGAGGAUCAACUCCACCGGAAGCUCUGCAGAAGACCGCGAGAAGAUUAAACAGUUUUCCAGACAGGAGGAGAAGCGUCAGAAAGCGGAGCGACUGCACCAGCAGCAGAAACAUGACAAUCAGAUGAGGGAGAUGAUUGGCCAGUGUGACAGCAACAUCAGAGAACUGCAGCAGCUACAGAACGAGAAGUGUCAUCUGCUGAUAGAGAACGAAACGCUGCGUCUGAAGUCACUGGAUGAGCAGCACAACCAGCAGCUGAAGGACUGGAGAGAGCAGCUCAAGCCCAGGAAGAAGGCUCUGGAGGAUGAAUUGAACCAGAAGAAAAGAGAGCAGGAGCUUUUCUUCAAGAUGAGUGAAGACUCGGAGUGUCAGAACCUCGGCUCGCCCAACAAACUCAGCAAGUUCCUGCCAUAUGCCGAUUCCUCGAACACAUGAGCUGCUGCCCCAAAGCACCCUCACGUCAGCGGACUGCACACAAAGUAUUUUACUUCAGGUUUUAUUUUCUUAGAAGACUUGUAUGGAGGUUUAAUCGGCUAUCAUCUCACAGAUCUCAAUGAAAAUGCACAAAAAUCACAUCUGAAAUCCAUGAAUACAGUUUGACGCUACCAAAGUAAGUUUUGCAUCAACUUAACCGCAAAGCCAAAUAACCAAGUUAAACUAAUGCUAAGAAUUUAAAAAAAUCAAUUGGCAAAAUUGACCUACUUGGCUUGUAAUGGCUGAUUUUGAAUGUCUAAAUCAGUAAUCACAUCCAGCUAUACUUUUAUGUUCAUUGGUAGAUAUCUGGUCAACGUUGAGGAAAGUGCUUUGAUACAAUACAUUGAUUUAAAAAGUGUUAGUGUACUCAUGAAUAAUUCAUGAGGGGGAUUGAGCUGUUUCACUAGGAUUCCUUUAUUAUGACCACUCAAGAUCUGACGUCAGACCCUUUUGCCUUCGUUCAGAAGCUUUUAUUCUUCUAAUUUUAUCUUUAGUUACAUUUCUGUUGCCAAAUAUAGUGUACAAACUUUACAUGUUCUUAUAUAUUUUUACAUAAACAAAGUUACAUCUAUAUCACUUUACUUUUCUAACAAAUUAUAGAACCAAUUUCAACCUUGUACAGCUGUUUAAAUGCUGAAAAUAUUUUGUUGCAAAGGAAUUUACAUUUAAAAUUUUUCUGAUCUGUUGCAUAAGUUGUUCUUUACGAAACUGAACAGCAGAAAUGUAUGUUUUAAUUGGUACAUUAAGUUAUUUUACUCGUUAUACUUUUAUUGUCAUCAGAGAUGUUUUUCGUUAUUGUAUGUAUUAGAUCGCAACUAAUUCACCCCUUUUAUUAUUAUCCCGCAAUGUUCACCAAAAUGUGAGUUUGGUGGCCAAUUAUAACUGUCAGUGGCAAAUUUACUGUAAACACAACACACUGGACGAGAUAAGCCCGUGCUGGUACGCCAAAAACUCUGAACUAAGGAAAGGCUCGCGAUAUUUAAGGUUUAAAUGUAGUUCAAAUGUUUUCCUAUUUAGUUUUAUUGUAUUGUUGAUCAUUUUGUAUCUUGCUGUUUGAAGCACUGUCAUCUAACCAAUGUGCAAUAUGUUGUGUUCCUUUAAAUGUGUUCAAAUUUUACCUAUUGUGUUAUUUUACAACCACUUCCAUUCUUGAGCCGUUUGAUAUAUUUAUUUCUCCAAAACAUGUCUGAGCACUGGGUACGAGAUUUACACCUGUUUUUCUAGUUCCUUUAAAAUGACUUUUUAAUUUCUAGUAUUUCCAGCACAAUUACGACCAUUCCUUUUUUUAGUCUUGCAGCUUAACCAAAAGUUUAGUGUAUAUGGAUGUCUGUGUAAAGAAACUGUUGUCCUACAAGAGUAUAUAUAAUAAAUGAGGUGUUUAUUAUUCA
Molecule: messenger RNA, 4725 nt
Organism: Myxocyprinus asiaticus (Chinese sucker)
Lineage: Eukaryota; Metazoa; Chordata; Actinopteri; Cypriniformes; Catostomidae
Product: serine/threonine-protein kinase 10-like
Exons: 19
Coding region: 257-3298 (1013 amino acids)
Biological process (GO): protein phosphorylation
Molecular function (GO): protein serine/threonine kinase activity; ATP binding
Source: RefSeq, a predicted model, not a curated record